AUGAAACUGACACUGUUGAACAUACAUCUUUCAGAGUUGUACGAGAAAAUCAGCAAGGAUUUGAGCCCCCCUCGUCAUUUUCCAGCAGAGACACGUGAUAGGAGCAAAUACUGCAAGUUCCAUAAAGACCAUGGUCACAAGACAGAGAAUUGUCGUGCUUUACAGAUCGUGGUCCAGCGAAUGAUUGACGUUGGAAAGCUGCAAGAGUACGUGAAAAAGGAUUUCGGGAAAGGUUCUGGACAGUUUGGCGCAACACAUGUGAUUAACACACAUGUGAUUAACGUCAGUCACGCCAGAAUCCAUUCAAUGACCAGGAAGGCGUCGGAAGAUGAAACCAGGAGAAAACUCAGACAGUUAAAAGAAUGGUACUUGACAAAUCAUAUCAAUUUUGUCAGUGGAAAUGGAGAAGAAACUCGGGAGCUUGGAUACACAAAGAUCGAGUUCUCUCCAGCAGACAUGAUAGGUGUAUAUGCUCCCCACAAUGAUGUUAUCGUUAUAACUGCUUGGAUUGGCAUGUUUCGUGUUCACCUGAUUCUAGUGGAUACAGGAAGCUCAGUGAGCAUGCUGUUUUCAGGAGCUUAUUCCUCUAUGAAUCUCCCACACGACUUGAUCGAAGAGGAUGAAAAUCCAAUUAUCGGUUUCAGUGGCGAAGUUACGAAGGCGAUAAGAAAAGUGAAGAUACCUAUAACAGUGGCUGAAAAGUCCGUUCUAGGCAAUUUACUGUAG
Molecule: messenger RNA, 726 nt
Organism: Papaver somniferum (opium poppy)
Lineage: Eukaryota; Viridiplantae; Streptophyta; Magnoliopsida; Ranunculales; Papaveraceae
Exons: 1
Coding region: 1-726 (241 amino acids)
Source: RefSeq, a predicted model, not a curated record